GGUGAGGGAGGGGCUGCAUUUCUUUGUUCUAUGAGGCUACAGCUACAAUCUUCUGUUGACUGAUAGGGGUCACACAAACCACCUGACAGAAAGGGCCAUGGCAAUAAUUGUUUUCUGCUGCUAUGUCAUUCAUGCAGUUUGACUCUGUGUGUAAGUUGGUACCUAGAAUGGUCUAUUGGAUAAUGUGACAUUUCUUCAUUUUUGCUUUUCUUUCCUUUUAAGUAUGUGAGUGACAUAAACACAGAUAGGUGGUAGAGGGUAGAGGAACUGAGGAUAGCUAUAAUGGAGCAUGACUUUUAAGUUUUAAAAGCAGGUUAGAUCUGAGCAAAUCUGGGUGAAAUGGUUGAUUACCUUAAUUGUCAGUAAAGAUCGGGUAAAAUAGAAGAUGAAGAUACAGAAGAAAUAAUGAAAAUUGGUAGACUCAACCCCUAAGUAGGUCAGAGAUACAAUAUGGACCAAAACGUACAGGGCUAAUACCUGAAUCAAGGGGAUUCUAGACAGACCUCUAGAGAGGUCUAGUGAAGUGGUUCAGCAAGCAAAGAUACUUCUACUCGAGCCUGAUAACCUCGAUAGAUCCUCACUUCUCAUUGAAAAGUAGAAGGAGAUAACAGACUCUGUGAAGUGUCUUCUGACCUUCAUAUGCAUGCCAUGACACACUGACUGCCAUAAUAAUAAAGGUAAAAAUUAAUCUAUGGGAGAAUCACUUCUCCACUGACACUGCAAUGAAAAAGUCAGAUAGAAUAAAGCACUGAAGUUCUGAUGGUCCAUCUCUGCCAGGACACCAUCUCUAAAUGUCAGCACUACUCCUUGAUCAGCUCCAAGGGAAGAGUCGGAGCAGGAGUGUCUCGUAGUCAGUCUUUUUCUGCUCUGCACAGAUGGCUUCAUGUGUUAGAUGCAGAUGCUGAAGUCCUCAUGAGAGUCACUCCUUUGCUGCUUUGUCUUAAGGUGUUUCUGUCCUCUAUUGAGCUAUCACAGACCGGGUCCACUCAAUACCUCAGUUCUCCAGAAGUGGUCAUCCCCCUAAAGGUGACCAGCAGGGCCAGGGGUACAAAAAGUUCAGGAUGGCUCUCCUACAGCCUGAUGUUUGGGGGCCAAAGACAUAUUGUCCACAUGAGAGUCAAGAAGCUGUUGGUUUCUACUCACUUCUCAGUGCUCACCUAUAGAGAGGAACAUGCCCUUCUUCAGGACUAUCCCUUUGUCCCUAGUGACUGUUACUAUAAUGGUUUUGUAGAGGGGGUCCCCGAGUCUUUAGUUGCUUUCAGUGCCUGCAACGGGGGGUUUCAGGGAGUGUUACAAAUGAAUGGCUUCUCCUAUGAAAUCAAACCCAUUAGGCACUCCAGCACAUUUGAACACCUAGUUUAUACAUUAAACAAUGACAAGACACAAUGUCCACCUAUGAUGUGUGGUUUAACAGAGAAGAGAAUGCCAUACCAACACUUUGGACUUGACGAUCCCGAGAAGCCAUCUGUGAAGCAAAAUUCUGGAAAACUGUGGAACCACACAUGGUUUCUGGAGCUGGCUGUUGUGGUAGACUAUGGUUUCUUCACUUACUCUCAACGCAACUUGUCAAAGGUACAAGAGGAUGUGGUUCUCAUUGUUAACAUGGUGGAUUCCAUGUACAGGCAGCUAGAUACCUAUGUGACUUUGAUGGGCAUUGAGAUUUGGAAUCGAGAAAACGUUUUUCCAAUGGAGAACAUACAUCAGGUCUUAGAAGAUUUUUCUCAGUGGAAACAAGUCAGCCUUUCUCAGGUACCUCAUGAUGCAGCUCAUAUUUUCAUUAGAAGCUCACUUAUAAGUGUGCUUGGUAUAGCCUAUGUCGCAGGAAUAUGUCAUCCUCCUCUUGACUGUGGGGUGGAAAAUUUCCAAGGAGACUCCUGGUCUCUUUUUGCCAACACUGUGGCCCAUGAGUUAGGCCAUACUUUCGGUAUGCAGCAUGAUGAAGAACCCUGUUCUUGUGGGGAAAGAGGUUGUGUCAUGAGUACUUUCAGAGUACCAGCAGAGAGAUUCACCAACUGCAGCUAUAGCGAUUUUAUGAAGACUACUUUAAACCAAGGAACUUGCUUGCACAAUCAUCCAAGACCAGGGACAGUCUUUCUGGUGAAGCGCUGCGGGAAUGGUAUGGUUGAAAAAGAAGAGGAAUGUGACUGUGGAUCUAUACAUGAGUGUGAGCAAGAACCCUGUUGUUUGUUGAACUGUAAAUUGAGGCCUGGGGCUGCAUGUGCUUUUGGACUUUGUUGCAAAGACUGCAAACUCAUGCUAUCAGGGGAACUCUGUAGACCAAAAGUCAAUGAAUGUGACCUUCCAGAAUGGUGCAAUGGAACAUUCCACCAGUGCCCAGAAGAUAGCUAUGUACAGAACGGGGUCUCCUGUGGUGUCAGUGCCUACUGCUAUCAAAAGCAGUGUAAUAACCGUGACCAACAAUGCAGGGAGAUUUUUGGCAAAGGUGCAAGAAGUGCAUCUCAUAACUGUUACAAAGAAUUGAACUCACAGGGAAACAGAUUUGGCCACUGUGGCACAAAUGGCACAGAAUACCUAAAAUGUAGAAUGUCAGAUAUAUUUUGUGGGAAAGUCCAGUGUGCAAACGUGGAAGACAUUCUCCAUUUCCAGACUCAUUCUGUUUUGCAGAAAAUUUAUGCCAAUGGUGACAGCUGCUGGAGUACUGACCAUCAUUUGGGGAUGGGUGUACCUGAUGUUGGUGAAGUGAAAGAUGGCACCACCUGCGGGACAGAAAAGAUCUGCAUACACAAGAAGUGUAUCAGCCUGUCUGUCCUUUCAAAUUCCUGUCUUCCUGAGACUUGUAAUAAGAAGGGGAUAUGUAAUAACAAACAUCACUGCCAUUGUGACUAUGGGUGGUCUAUGCCUUUCUGCCUGCACAGGGGCUAUGGAGGAAGUAUUGACAGUGGUCCAGCAUCUCCAAAAAGAAGAGUCAAUAUUAUGGAAUUGUCAAUAAUUUUGACUGUUUUGUUUAUUACAACUUGUCUGUUAAUAGCUGAACUUUAUAUUCUAUAUCAUUGAAUACCUUCUGGUCCCAAAGAGACUAAGGCUUGUUCACCUGGUUAAGAGAUUAUCUAACUUAACAUCUUAUAUAUUGAGUUUGGCAACAAAAACAUUAUUAUAUAUGUGAAUCUAAGCAUAUUUGAGAG
Molecule: messenger RNA, 3143 nt
Organism: Myodes glareolus (Bank vole)
Lineage: Eukaryota; Metazoa; Chordata; Mammalia; Rodentia; Cricetidae
Source: RefSeq, a predicted model, not a curated record